AUGUUCAGUGGAAGUGUCUUCGUUCUCGUCAAUGGCUUCCUUAUUCGAUCUGCACCUUUUCUUUCUCAUCCAUUAACAAAUACUCACCGUUUUUCUUCUUCUUCUUCUUCUUCGCAAGUUUCCCCUCCUUCCAACCCGCCAUCGCCGCAAUCGCAGUCGCAGGCACAGUCUCCUCCCCCAUCUCGACCCCUCGCUUCUUCAAACAGUACAAGCUCCUCUACCUCCCCGCAGCCACCUUCUCCAGCAACACCCAAGCAACAGAAAACAAAAGUUGAAUCCACAGAUUGGAUAGCUUCUUCCUUAACUAGGCGUUUCGGGAUCGGAGCCGGCCUCGCCUGGGCCGGCUUCCUAGCCUUUGGCGUCGUCUCCGAGCAAAUCAAAACCCGCUUUGAAGUUUCCCAGCAACAAGCCAGUACAAGAGAUGUGGAGAAGCAAGAAGAGGUUGUCUUGCCUAAUGGUAUAAGUUACUAUGAGCUGAGAGUAGGAGGAGGCGCUUCCCCAAGGACAGGAGACCUGGUGGUGAUUGAUCUCAAGGGAAGUGUUGAAGGGAAAGUGUUUGUGGAUACAUUUGAAGGAGAGAAGAAGUCAUUGGCACUGGUGAUGGGGUCAAGGCCAUACACAAAGGGAAUGUGUGAAGGAAUAGAAUAUGUGUUGAGAUCCAUGAAAGCAGGUGGGAAAAGAAGAGUGAUAAUUCCCCCCAGUUUGGGAUUCGGGGAGGAGGGUACUGAUUUGGGUUCUGGUGUACUAAUCCCCCACAAUGCCACCCUUGAAUAUGUUGUGGAGGUUGACAAGGUUUCCAUUGCACCCGCUUAG
Messenger RNA from Thlaspi arvense, 813 nucleotides. The record is from the annotation of a GenBank genome assembly. Lineage: Eukaryota; Viridiplantae; Streptophyta; Magnoliopsida; Brassicales; Brassicaceae.